Messenger RNA from Echinostoma caproni, 1812 nucleotides. The record is from the annotation of a GenBank genome assembly. Lineage: Eukaryota; Metazoa; Platyhelminthes; Trematoda; Plagiorchiida; Echinostomatidae.
AUGCAUUCGAUUACUAAAUUCAUCUUUAGCAACCAAACAGGUCCUGCAUUCGCACCGGAAGAACGAAACAGGUUGGUGGAAGUUCGCACUCUCCUGGUUGAGGCGCAUCGGAAAGCGCGUGAAAUACAAACCAGAAAUAGUAUUCGCAAUGCAUUGCGCAGCCUUAAUCCAGUACUAUUCGAAAUGGGCGUAAUCGAAGGAAACACAGUAAGGCGGAACACGCCCACCAAAUCUCGCCGUCCGGAAGUCUGUCCAGAGAUGCGUACCGUGGUAAGCACUGAAGAAUCAGAUUUCCCGCAACUGUACAGACCCACCAAAUGUGUUCGCCAACCAGUCCAAAAAUUGGUUACGGUUCUUCUCUACCCGGAAACGAUCGAGGUGGGAUGCACAGUGGUGAAACGAAUACACUCUCUUCAUCCCCAAUUGCCAAUCAUUUUGGCAACGAACAGUGAAGAAGUAUCGUGUGCCCCUUUGGUUGAUCUACGCAUCAUUCCGGAACAGUUCACCGAGCCCCAGACAUGGCGCAUUUUGGCUCAGGAAGCGAGAACAAAGUAUAUAUUAGUUGCACGGAAUAUGGUCACUUUCUCUGAGCAUACGGACAUUGAUAGACUGCUUCGUGUUCUCAAUGACUGGGCAUUGGAUAUAGUAGGUGGUGCGGUUCGUUUGGAACCUGAAGGACAAUGGCAUGCCGGUUGUUAUAAAACCGCAGUGAAAAACUUCACCAUACGAUUCCAACCGGGCUAUGAUCGUUCCGUUCAAUCAUGUGCUUAUUGCGAUUAUAUUUCCUCACCAUUCCUCAUCCGCCGGGCUUUGUUUUUGGAACAUUGGCAAGAACGUUUGACUGGUCGAACACUCCCGUUUGUCGACAUGUUUCUGCAACUGGUCCAUAAAAGUGUACAAUAUCACGGUGUCACCGUUCGAACUAAUCACGUGGUUUCGUGUUUUGAUGUCCUUUUUCAUGUGGCUGGAAACAAUGCGAGUCGUGGUACUGGUGGUGGUGGUGAUCAGGGAUUGAGUGAAACACCCAAAUCCAUUUGGCUUCAAUUGGCCAAACUGUGGAUUGUUUCACGCAUUCUGCUUCCCGGUCCGAUCAAGCACACCUGGAACUGCUCCGAAGUUGAUAUAAAUUGUGAAAAUUUUGCCCAACCCGGUUACGUAAUGCCACCGUGUUGUCUAUGGGAAUUGGCUUAUUGUGUGAAUGCAUUUUUCCAAUUCGCUUUGCGAGAAAACGUAUCCAUCUGCUUCACCUCGGACAGUUUGCUGACUGCAUUAAAAGUGACCGGUGGUUUGGCUCCGUGGACACACGAGUUCGAAGUGACUUGGGACGUGUACCAGUUGGCCACAUUGGGCCGUUUUGUGCAACGCUCACUCGAUCCGUCCGGGGUGUGUACUCUAACCCAGCGGGAAUAUUUGACCAUGGAACGAGAACGUUUUGAGACCUGUGCAAGACACGCUCACGCGGCCUGUUUGCAUCACACGCUCACCUCGUUCAAUUGGCGCAUCCAACUAGCCGGAAGGGCAAAAUUGCUUUGUUCUCGCAAAGGCAUGUUUGUGCGCUCGACACGCGUCUCCAUGCUUGGUCACUGGGUACCGACUGUGUACAAUCCGGGUCGUUAUGUGCGGCAUUUGUACGGCGAUGAUGUACUGGUGCCGUUUGUCACAGUGAAUGACAUCACCGAAUCCGAAUCGAAAGAAAGCGGUCUGGACAUGAAUCCAACUCAACCGUGUUCAGACACACAACCCAAACAUGCUUGUGUCAGUGGACAAUUUGUUCCACACGGAAAUGUACAGUUUCAGAAAAUUAUAGUGUAA